Molecule: messenger RNA, 1428 nt
Organism: Prunus armeniaca (apricot)
Lineage: Eukaryota; Viridiplantae; Streptophyta; Magnoliopsida; Rosales; Rosaceae
Source: the annotation of a GenBank genome assembly
AUGUCGGUGCAAGACUAUUUGGAUAACCACAUGCUCUCUCGGAAAAUCGAAGACGCCGUCAAUGCCGCCGUUAGGGCUAAGGCCCCCGAUCCCGUCCUCUAUAUCUCGAAUCAUAUGAGGAAAGCGAUUCCGUCAGUGAUAACGAAGGUCAAAGCUCGGCAGAUCCUCGAUAGCAGAGGAAUUCCAACUGUUGAAGUGGACCUCCACACUAACAAAGGAAUGUUUCGUGCUUCUGCUCCUAGUUCUGAUCUUUCAGGAAUGUAUGAGGCUGUUGAAUUGCGAGAUGGGGACAAGGGAUCGUAUCUUGGAAAUAGUGUGACUAGAGCUGUUAAGAAUGUGAAUGAGAAAAUAUCCGAAGCAUUGGUAGGCAUGGAUCCUACGCUUCAGUCUCAGAUUGAUCAGGCAAUGCUAGAACUGGAUAGAACAGAAAAGAAGGGUGAACUUGGAGUAAAUGCCAUACUAGCUGUGUCAAUUGCUGCAUGCAAAGCUGGAGCUGCUCAAAAAGACGUGCCACUGUACAAACAUAUUGCCGACCUUUCUGGAAAAUCACAACUGACCCUGCCUGUCCCUGCUUUCACUGUUAUAAGUGGGGGAAAGCGUGCUGGGAAUAAUCUGGCCAUUCAGGAAAUUAUGGUUCUCCCAAUUGGAGCUAACAGGUUUGAGGAGGCAUUGCAAAUGGGAUCGGAAACCUAUCAUCACUUGAAGGCUGUUAUUACAGAAAAAUAUGGCGCACAUGGAUGUAAUGUUGGAGAAGAUGGUGGUUUUGCUCCAAACAUCUCCAGCAUUAAAGAAGUCUUGGAUCUUGUAAAAGAGGCGAUCAGCAGAACAGGUUAUAAUGAGCAAAUAAAACUAGCAAUUGAUGUUGCUGCUACUGACUUUUGCAUAGGUACAAAGUAUGACCUGGACUACAAAACAGCAAAUAAGUCGGGACAAAAUUUCAAGUCAGGCCAAGAUAUGACUGAGAUGUAUAAAGAACUUUGUAAUGAGUACCCAAUUGUUUCAAUUGAAGACCCAUUUGAUAAGGAGGACUGGGAACACACCAAAAAGUUUUCUGGUCUUGGAAUUUGUCAGGUAGUUGGAGAUGACUUGAUAAUGUCGAAUCCAAAACGUAUUAAGAGAGCAAUAGAGGAGUCCACUUGUAAUGCUCUUCUUGUAAAGAUCAACCAGAUUGGGACGGUUUCCGAGGCCAUUGAAGUGGUGAAGUUGGCAAAGGAUGCGCACUGGGGAGUGGUGACAUCCCACAGAUGUGGUGAAACUGAAGAUUCCUUCAUAGCAGACUUAUCCGUUGGUCUGUCAACGGGUCAGAUCAAAGCUGGUGCUCCUUGCAGAGGCGAGCGGCUGGCUAAGUAUAACCAGUUGCUUCGAAUUGAGGAAGAACUUGGGGACAAUGCAUUUUAUGCUGGUGAAGACUGGAGGGAAUCACCCUAA